AUGUCACAGAAGCGUAUCACAGAUUGUACCUCUCAACGUUUCGACCUCUCCGCCAUGACGCAACUCAGCCUCAUGUUCUUAGUCGUCCUCGCCUGGGCGGCUGUUGCCAACUCCUGGGCCGGUACGAACACGUACUUUCUCCAGGGCAUGUUUGAAGGCAAGGAUCAGAUAGAUUUCAUCAAGGAGCUAGCCUCCAUCGGUGUCAAGGUAUUUCGCCUCAGCGUACGUUACCAAGUUCUCGGCUGCGACAAGGGAACCAAGGUCACCUGGCCUGUUCCAGCUUUGGAAUUGGCACUUGGAGAGUACAAGGACGAGACACUCGAUCUUCUAGACCAGACACUCAACUUGAUCCGCCAGCAUGGCAAUGGCAUGAAGGUGAUCAUCUCACCGCACGACGGCAACAGCCUGUACGGGUGUGUAAAAGUGAUGACUGGGUCUAAUGCUAGAAUCUCGUCAAGUGACCCGUACACCCAUUAUGGACACUCAUUCUACACGAGCGAGGAGGCUGAAAACUACUACGACAAUCGCAUUAGGCACAUUCUCGAUUACAGAGGCAAGUAUACGGGCGAGGUGUGGAAGGACUUCCAUGAGAUGAUCCUGGCCUUCGACGUGCAAAACGAACCAUACGCUGGGCUCCGUCAAGCAUGCGGGUCGGAGGUGGGCUCUGAUAUCGCAGCGGCCGACUGGGUCUGCAGGCGCGCCAGCUUCAUGCGCAACAGUCUACUCGGCGCCGGCAAUCCCAUCAAGAUCGCCAACGGCGGGCUGGGAGGCUCCGACCGCAACGGCUGCUCUUUCCUUGAGGGCGCCAUGCAGUGUCCUGAACUUGACGCCGUCGCUCGGCCGGGAUCCGCUCAGCUUGCUUCCGACAUCGAGCACUGGAAGAGCCUCGCGAACGGCAAACUCCUUCUUGUCGAAGCGUUGGCAAUUCAGUGGCGUCGAUCCGACCUCAACGUCAUAUCCGAGUUCAAAAAGGCGACGGACAUUCUCAACUCCGCAGGGAUCCCUUGGUUGUCAUCGAGCAUCAUCCCCGAUCCAACUCGCAGUUGCGCGAAGAGUUUCGAGAGUGAUGCGGACCUUACGUUCAUCCCUGUGACCCUAGCGAAGGUCGACUUCAAGAGUGCCAUGGAGAGCGCUACCAAUGCCGAAGCCUGGCAAGACUGGGGGUUCUGA
Molecule: messenger RNA, 1170 nt
Organism: Trichosporon asahii var. asahii CBS 2479
Lineage: Eukaryota; Fungi; Basidiomycota; Tremellomycetes; Trichosporonales; Trichosporonaceae
Exons: 2
Coding region: 1-1170 (389 amino acids)
Molecular function (GO): hydrolase activity, hydrolyzing O-glycosyl compounds
Source: RefSeq, a predicted model, not a curated record